This is a messenger RNA of Sinocyclocheilus grahami, 2557 nucleotides long. Its product is annotated as nucleoporin seh1-like. Gene Ontology annotation, biological process: cellular response to amino acid starvation; positive regulation of TORC1 signaling. Bases 401 to 1297 code for a protein of 298 amino acids. Gene Ontology annotation, molecular function: protein binding; structural molecule activity. The record is from RefSeq and is a predicted model, not a curated record. The transcript has 8 exons. Gene Ontology annotation, cellular component: Seh1-associated complex; nuclear pore outer ring. NCBI's taxonomy places the organism in Eukaryota, Metazoa, Chordata, Actinopteri, Cypriniformes, Cyprinidae.
UAUAGGAUAUGAAGAGUUAAAGGAAUAGUGAGGUAGGUAAAGUAUUAUUAUUAUUGUUGUAGUUGUUGAUGUUAUUAUAAAGCAGGGCAGGGAUAAGGUGUGCGUGUGUAGGUAUGUAUGUGUCGGGAUAGAGGUGGGAGAAUGGGUGAUUUAGUCUGUAAACCUAUUUUCUGAUCCACACUCCGGAGCAGAAGGUGGCGGUAAUGCACCAAUACGCUGGAUGCCAACCGCCGUAAAAAUAUAAGAAGAAGAAGAAGAAGAACGCUUUCAGAAAAGAAACAUGGCGGCGGUGGAGUCUAGCAUUUCUGUUGAAGUUUGACUGAACGUCUCUCCGCUGUUUCUUUAACUGAACUGUGUCAGAUAUCUUCUCGCCGGCGUCAAGAAGUAGUUUCACUGCAAGAUGUUCGUGGCGAAGAGCAUUGCAGCGGAUCACAAAGACCUGAUUCACGAUGUUUCUUAUGACUUUCACGGUCGGAGGAUGGCGACCUGCUCCAGUGAUCAGAGCGUCAAGGUCUGGGACAAAGGGGACGAUGGAGAGUGGCGUUGUACUGCUAGCUGGAAGACUCACAGUGGAUCCGUGUGGAGGGUGACAUGGGCGCAUCCUGAGUUUGGUCAGGUGUUGGCGUCUUGUUCCUUUGACCGCACUGCGGCUGUAUGGGAGGAGAUCGUAGGUGAAUCCAAUGACAAACAACGGGGUCAAAGUCACUGGUUUGUUCUGCCCUUUAGUUCUCGAGCUCAUCCUCCAAUGAUAGCCGUGGGCAGUGACGACAGCAACGUCACAUACAGUGGCAAAGUGCAGAUCUAUGAGUAUAAUGAAAAUACAAGGAAGUAUGCCAAAGCAGAGACGCUGAUGACUGUGACUGACCCAGUACACGACAUCACCUUUGCUCCUAAUCUGGGGAGAUCCUUCCAUGUGCUGGCGAUAGCCACCAAAGACGUCCGCAUUUUCAAACUCGUACCUUUGAGGAGAGAGAGCGCCAACAGCUCUGGUCCCACUAAGUUUGAGGUGCAGGUGAUGGCUCAGUUUGACAGUCAUAACUCUCAGGUGUGGCGCGUGAGCUGGAACAUCACCAGCACUCUGCUGGCCUCCUCUGGAGACGAUGGCUGUGUGCGGCUCUGGAAAGCUAAUUACAUGGACAACUGGAAGUGCACCGGGAUCCUUAGAGGAGACGGCAGCCCAGUGAACGGCUCUGGACACGCUGCGGCUCUGAGCGCGGUGGGCGUCCCUGGAGCCGCUCAGAUGCUUGUUGGGGCCACUUCUGCUGGCAGAAAAAAAGCUCAGCUGAUGCCAGGCUAACAGCAUAACGAGCUGAUUGGCUGUUUGCUGCAUGCACAGGAUUGGACCGAGACCUCAUUGACCCUCCCCUGCACAGUGUGACACCUGAACACUCGUCUAGCUACUAAUCCGACAGAAGCGUGUGCUGACUGCACGAUCGGUUGUGUGGCUGUUAGAGGAACUGUGCCUCUGUGUGUGUGUGUGUGUGUGUGUGUUGUGUUCAGUAGUACUUACCUGACAAUGAGCAUUUUUUUUGUAUUAUUGAACAAAUGACACUAAACUUGAUUCCCAUCAAUACUGACAUACUUAUUAAUUGUUGUGAUAUGAUGCAGUAUUACUCAUUUGAAUACAUUUAGGUAAUUUUUCACGAGUUUCAAACAUUAUUGCCUGCACUUGUCAGCAUUUGUAGAUGCAUUUAAAGGAACAGUGCACCAAAAAUCUAAAUUAUAUCGUUUACUCGCCUUCAAGAGUUCCAGAGUUUGUUUUUCUGUGAAGCACAAAAGGAGAUGUUUUAAACCCCCUCAUUUAUCAAAAACCUAUUUGCAUUUGGAGCAACUUGAAGGUGGGUAAAUUUGGCAACUUUGGUUUCUGGGUGAACUAUUCUUUUAACUUUGAUUCCCAGAGAACACCACAUAUUUGUGCUGUUAUUUUGAAGCUGCUGGCAUGUGUUGUGUUGUGUGGACAGUAGAGGGAGACAGUAUCAUUCAGCCCAGUUUUGCCCAAAUUGCUCUGUCUCCAAAUGCCCCCUUGGAAUAACUAACACAUUACAUUGAAUUCAUUAGACUAACUGAAUUACCAGAUUUCAGUAACUCUUCUAUGAUGUAGGCACAGAUUGUUUUAAGCUUUUUGCUUGGCUAAAUCCUAGUAGUCAAUAAUGAAACAUUUGACAUGCCAAACUAUAUCUUUCUGGGUUAAUGAACUAUCACCAAAAGUUUGUCAAAAUUCAGGAUUUUGGUGCAUGAAUAAUGAACCAUAAAUCAAAGGCUGGAACCCGAUCAUCGAUGCCAUAUAUAUUGGGGAUCUUGAGAUGCUUGUUCUCCUUCAUGACAGGAGCUCAGCACAUUCUUUAUAGUGGUGCCACUUGAAAUGGGAAUUCAAAAGGAGAAAAUCUAAGCAGAUUUAGAAAUGAAUGCAACUUUUAUGAGUGUAUUUUUUCUAAAAUAAAGUUUGUUUUUCAGUUCUGAGUUAUGUAAUAAAAACCUCGCUGAGGUUUGUCUGAAUUGUGUUUGUUCUCAUUCAAGGAGACCUUGCAAGAGAAAUGUGUUGGUCUGAAAAGACAUU